UUUGAAUUAUUCAAAUGAAAACAUUUACCUGCAGUAAAGGAAGUGCAAGCUUUCUGUGUAACCUACUGUCAGAGAAUGUUGUGUUAGUUCUUUGACAGGAGCCAUCCCAGUGACAGGUCAGUCUCCUGCUGCUGCCUUUAUGUUGCUCUCUGUUCAGUGAUUUCACUCUGCGGUGUUUACAGAAAGCUGUGCGUGUGUUUGUCAAAAGUAAUUACCUUCUGGUUCAGUACCUUCUUUUGUGUGGGAGUAAAUAAUUUUCUUUUUCAGACUACGCUUUGAUUGGACUGGUAAGAUGUUGUCCACUUAUCUCUGUCGCACUAUUGUCUGUAUCUAACCCACACACACACACACAGCUGUGUGUUCAAGGAUCUUUUCUGUUGUCACUGCUGGACCACAGUGCUACUUUGUUCUAAGGAUGACUCUCAUCUACAAUGUCCUGAUUGCAUUUGCCUCUCUGUGUCUGCUGAUAUUUCCUCAGUCUUCUUAUUGUGGAAAGGAGAGUGUGGAGUACAAAGGCAACUGCCAUUACAAUGAAAGUUUCACCCUUUUCAACUGUACAAACGGCUCCCAGAGUGUCGUCUCUGAAGAAAGAUACCUUUACUGCUAUAACAAGAUGUUGGCUAAAUACUGUGUUUGCGAACAGACUAAAAGCCAUGGAAGAGUGAAGUGCAAGGACAACAGCCACCGUUUAGUGUGCAACAACUGCUCAAGGUCUCUGGGAGGGUUGAGUUUCUCCUGCGUCGACUGUUACAAGAAGAAGUGCAGUGGGUGAAACAUCAUGAAACAUCAUCUAACUCCAAGGAGUGAAUGAAUGAAUGAAGGCUGAGACAUUUUACAGCUCAUAUAAUAAAAAUAAUGCCACGCUGCCACGCACAAAGAACGAUGC
Messenger RNA from Solea senegalensis (Senegalese sole), 886 nucleotides. RefSeq names its product four and a half LIM domains protein 1-like. Bases 416 to 772 code for a protein of 118 amino acids. The record is from RefSeq and is a predicted model, not a curated record. NCBI's taxonomy places the organism in Eukaryota, Metazoa, Chordata, Actinopteri, Pleuronectiformes, Soleidae. The transcript has 4 exons.